GAUCUCCAGCUCCGGUCUGGAGGGACUGAGCGCCGGCCAGACGGACCGGUCCGAGCGCCAGCCAGCUGUCUUUGUCUGUUAUUACAGCAGUGAGGUCAGCCAUCAACCCUCCUGCAUCUCAUGCCUCCAAAAGCCACCAGUGAUCCACAUCCCAGCCAACCUUUUCCAAAUUAAGUGUUGGAUUUACUCACAGUUACAAAUAGUUUUGCGAGGACAAACGAUUGGAUGUUUCCAUGUGGCUGAUUAUUGGGAGGCGAGACCCAGAAGUGAGUUGGAAUAAUUAGAUUAUCCACGACAUUCCCAGAGGAUUUCCCUUUAUAAAGCCGCAUCUUCAGCAGUUAUUUGCUCAUCUCAUCGCCGCCAUCCGUUUCCGUCCAGAGUCACCAUGUCUUUUCCAGAAGAACAUGGAGGCCAUCAGGAGGAUGAUGAAGAGGAGCAGGGAGAGGGAGAAGAACGCCCCCGAUACAAGCCAUUGGUCACACAACUCGCAGCGCCAAAAAUCCCAGAAGGAGAGAGGGUUGACUUUGACGAUAUCCACAGGAAGAGGAUGGAGAAGGAUCUGCUGGAGCUGCAAACUCUGAUUGAUGUUCACUUUGAGCAGAGGAAGAAGGAGGAAGAGGAGCUGGUUGGACUCAAAGACAGAAUUGAGAGAAGGAGAGCAGAGAGAGCUGAGCAGCAGCGUGUGAGGGCUGAAAAAGAGCGAGACAGACAGACACGGAUUGCAGAAGAACGACAGAGGAAAGAGGAUGAGGAGGCGAAGAAGAGAGCGGACGAUGAGGCCAAGAAGAAGAAAGUGCUCUCCAACAUGGGCGCUCAUUUUGGAGGAUUCCUUGCAAAGGAAGAACAAAGAAGAGGCAAGAGACAAACGGCAAGAGAGAUCAAGAAAAAGACUCUGGCAGAGAGACGGAAGCCGCUGAGUAUUGAGAGCCUGGAGGAGGACGGCCUCAGAGAGAGAGCCAAGGAGAUGUGGGAAUGGAUCUAUCAGCUGGAAUCAGAGAAGUUUGACCUCACUGAGAAGAUGAAGAAGCAGAAAUAUGAAAUCAACGUCCUUCUGAACAGAAUCCAACAUGCUCAGAAAUUUAAGAAAAACCAUGGGAAGGGGAAGGUUGGAGGCCGAUGGAAGUGAGGUUUCCCACAUUUGCACAGUGGAAAAUAAGGAGAAGAUUUUUUCCCAGCUUGAGAUUUAGCUGUAGUAAUUUUCUUGUGUUCAGCUCUUCCAGUUUAAUUGCCCAUUUAGUUAAUAAAACACAUGCUUCAAUUAAA
Molecule: messenger RNA, 1263 nt
Organism: Poecilia latipinna (sailfin molly)
Lineage: Eukaryota; Metazoa; Chordata; Actinopteri; Cyprinodontiformes; Poeciliidae
Product: troponin T, slow skeletal muscle
Exons: 13
Coding region: 386-1126 (246 amino acids)
Biological process (GO): regulation of muscle contraction; sarcomere organization; slow-twitch skeletal muscle fiber contraction
Cellular component (GO): troponin complex
Molecular function (GO): tropomyosin binding; troponin T binding
Source: RefSeq, a predicted model, not a curated record